This is a messenger RNA of Eremothecium gossypii ATCC 10895, 1302 nucleotides long. It is a transcript of the gene CDS1, whose product is annotated as phosphatidate cytidylyltransferase. Gene Ontology annotation, cellular component: endoplasmic reticulum membrane. The record is from RefSeq and is marked provisional. The coding region runs from base 1 to 1302 and encodes 433 amino acids. Lineage: Eukaryota; Fungi; Ascomycota; Saccharomycetes; Saccharomycetales; Saccharomycetaceae. The transcript has a single exon. Gene Ontology annotation, molecular function: phosphatidate cytidylyltransferase activity.
AUGACGGAUAAAGAUUCCAGGAAAGAAGAUAUGGGUGAGAAUCUAACCAGUGACGGCGAGGUGGCCUCUGUCAAGGACAAGGUCGCCACCAAUCCCAACGGGGACCCGAGGUUGCUCGAAGACUCAAAGGUUUACAAUUUUGUUGUUCGGACGAUUUGGACGCUAAUUAUGAUUGCGGGCUUCUUUAUAACCUUGGCUAUGGGUCACUUCUGGUGUGUGAUCCUGAUUCUGGGAUGCCAGAUCGCCACAUUUCAGGAAUGUAUUGCAGUCACGGCAGAGUCUGGCAGGGAAAAGAACCUUCCGCUAACGCGGACGCUCAACUGGUACUUUCUCUUCACCACGAUAUAUUACCUGGACGGCAAGUCGCUGUACAAGCUGUUCCGCCACUACACCAUCAACUACCGCGUGCUGGGCUUCAUUGCUGCGAACCACAAGUUCAUCUCCUAUUGCAUGCUUGUGUUCGGGUUUGUUGUAUUUGUAUGCAGUUUGCGCAAAGGUUUUCUGAAAUUCCAGUUUGCAUCUCUGUGUGUCACUCACAUGGUGCUCUUGUUGGUGGUGUUCCAGGCCCACCUGAUAAUCAACAACGUUCUGAACGGGCUCAUAUGGUUUCUCUUGCCUUGCGGUCUUGUUAUUGUCAAUGACAUUUUUGCGUACCUCUGCGGCAUCACGUUUGGGCGCACAAAGCUCAUUGCCAUUUCGCCCAAGAAGACGUUGGAAGGCUUUCUUGGUGCUUGGUUCUUCACCGGACUGGCGGCUCUCGUUCUGACCCGGCUUCUGACCCCAUACACCUACAUGACCUGCCCUGUGCAGAACAUCCAUACCAAUGUCUUCAGCCCGCUCAACUGCGAGACCAACCCGGUCUUCAUCCCACAGACGUACAGGCUGCCGCCGAUUAUAUUUGACCGGUUCAAUGUUUCCACGAUAACUUUCAAGCCAAUAUAUAUGCAUGCCUUCAACCUGGCCACGUUUGCUUCCUUGUUUGCCCCGUUCGGAGGCUUCUUUGCCUCCGGUCUAAAAAGAACGUUUAAGGUCAAAGACUUCGGCCACUCCAUUCCCGGCCACGGCGGAAUCACGGACAGGGUUGACUGUCAGUUCAUGAUGGGCUCGUUCAUGAACCUGUACUAUGAGACGUUCAUAAGCGAGAAGAGGAUCACCGUCGAGACCGUGCUAUCAACCAUCCUGAUGAAUUUUGAUGAACGCCAAAUACUGCAACUGAUUGCAGCUCUGAACAGAGUCCUCUGGGAAAACGGAAAAAUGGCUGGUGAUAAUUACGAGCGCAUCUCCGAAUUGUAUAAUAUAUGA